Acinonyx jubatus (cheetah) is the source of this 5808-nucleotide messenger RNA. RefSeq names its product CCCTC-binding factor (gene CTCF). NCBI's taxonomy places the organism in Eukaryota, Metazoa, Chordata, Mammalia, Carnivora, Felidae. Gene Ontology annotation, molecular function: RNA polymerase II transcription regulatory region sequence-specific DNA binding; DNA-binding transcription factor activity, RNA polymerase II-specific. The record is from RefSeq and is a predicted model, not a curated record. The transcript has 12 exons. Gene Ontology annotation, cellular component: nucleus. Gene Ontology annotation, biological process: regulation of transcription by RNA polymerase II. Bases 463 to 2325 code for a protein of 620 amino acids.
AGCACCCGCGGCCCCGGCAGCGCCGACGCAGGCGCACUGCACCGCGCCGCCGCCAUUUUGUGUCCGAGCCUGUGGAGCGAUUAAACCGUGCGCGGAGCUGCUUCUUUGGCGGCAGCUGCGGCGGCGGUAGCCGGUGCGGGUGCGCGGAGCUGUCCGGGGACGCCGGGUGGUCGGAGCGGUGGAGCGGCGGCGGAGCGGGCGCUGCAGGGGGUGUGGCGCGGAGAAUGGUCACAGAUCUGGAGCCAAAGACCAAGAUGCACUAGUGGACAGGUUGCUGCCCAGGGGCUUGAGAGCUGGGUUCUGUGUUCUCUCCUGAAACUGACUUUGCAGCCACGGAGAGGGUACAAAGUGGUAUGGUUCCGGGGUACUUGAAGCCACAAGAUAAGCAUGACCCAUCUUCUUGGAGCUUCAAUUGUGCUCAUUGAGGGGGCGGUGAGUUAAGUAAUUUGACUGGAAGGGGAAAUGGAAGGUGAGGCGGUUGAAGCCAUUGUGGAAGAGUCUGAAACUUUCAUUAAAGGAAAGGAAAGAAAGACUUACCAGCGACGCCGGGAAGGUGGCCAGGAAGAAGAUACUUGCCACCUACCCCAGAACCAGACUGAUGGGGGUGAGGUGGUCCAGGAUGUCAAUAACAGUGUGCAGAUGGUAAUGAUGGAACAGUUGGAUCCUACCCUUCUUCAGAUGAAGACUGAAGUAAUGGAGGGUACAGUCGCUCCAGAAGCAGAAGCUGCUGUGGACGAUACCCAGAUCAUAACCUUACAGGUUGUAAAUAUGGAGGAACAGCCCAUAAACAUAGGAGAGCUUCAGCUUGUCCAAGUACCUGUUCCUGUGACUGUACCUGUUGCUACCACUUCAGUAGAAGAACUUCAGGGGGCUUAUGAGAAUGAAGUGUCUAAAGAGGGUCUUGCAGAAAGCGAACCCAUGAUAUGUCACACCUUACCUUUGCCUGAAGGGUUUCAAGUGGUGAAAGUAGGGGCCAAUGGAGAGGUGGAGACGCUAGAGCAAGGGGAACUUCCACCUCAAGAAGAUCCUAGUUGGCAAAAAGACCCAGAUUAUCAGCCGCCAGCCAAAAAAACAAAGAAAACCAAAAAGAGUAAACUGCGUUACACAGAGGAGGGCAAAGAUGUGGAUGUGUCUGUCUACGAUUUUGAGGAAGAGCAGCAGGAGGGUCUGCUAUCGGAGGUUAAUGCAGAGAAAGUGGUUGGUAACAUGAAGCCUCCAAAACCAACAAAAAUUAAAAAGAAAGGUGUAAAGAAGACAUUCCAGUGUGAGCUUUGCAGUUACACAUGUCCGCGGCGUUCAAAUUUGGAUCGUCACAUGAAAAGUCACACUGAUGAGAGACCACACAAGUGCCAUCUCUGUGGCAGGGCAUUCAGAACAGUCACCCUCCUGAGGAAUCACCUUAACACACACACAGGUACUCGUCCUCACAAGUGCCCAGACUGUGACAUGGCCUUUGUGACUAGUGGAGAAUUGGUGCGGCAUCGUCGUUAUAAACACACCCAUGAGAAGCCAUUUAAGUGUUCCAUGUGCGAUUACGCCAGUGUAGAAGUCAGCAAAUUAAAACGUCACAUUCGCUCUCAUACUGGAGAGCGUCCAUUCCAAUGCAGCUUGUGCAGUUAUGCCAGCAGGGACACAUACAAGCUGAAGAGGCACAUGAGAACCCAUUCAGGGGAAAAGCCUUAUGAAUGUUAUAUUUGUCAUGCUCGGUUUACCCAAAGUGGUACCAUGAAGAUGCACAUUUUACAGAAGCACACAGAAAAUGUGGCCAAAUUUCACUGUCCCCACUGUGACACUGUCAUAGCCCGAAAAAGUGAUUUGGGUGUCCACUUGCGAAAGCAGCAUUCCUAUAUUGAGCAAGGCAAGAAAUGUCGAUACUGCGAUGCUGUGUUUCAUGAGCGCUAUGCCCUCAUCCAGCAUCAGAAGUCACACAAGAACGAGAAGCGCUUUAAGUGUGAUCAGUGUGAUUACGCUUGCAGACAGGAGAGGCACAUGAUCAUGCACAAGCGCACCCACACCGGGGAGAAGCCUUAUGCCUGCAGCCACUGCGACAAGACCUUCCGCCAGAAGCAACUCCUUGACAUGCACUUCAAACGUUAUCAUGACCCCAACUUUGUCCCUGCAGCCUUUGUCUGUUCUAAGUGUGGGAAAACAUUUACACGCCGGAAUACCAUGGCAAGACAUGCUGAUAAUUGUGCUGGUCCAGAUGGCGUAGAAGGGGAAAAUGGAGGGGAAACAAAGAAGAGUAAACGUGGAAGAAAAAGAAAGAUGCGUUCUAAAAAAGAAGACUCCUCUGACAGUGGAAGCUGGUCUAGAUUUGAGCAAUGAAUCUAAUGGACGUGAAGAAGGUUGCUUAAGCAUCUUGACCAACUUCUGGUUUGACUGCCUGUGUCAGCCUAGCCUUGAGAUGUGUUGAUCAGAUCCAUGAAGGUCAGCCUUUCUCUUCCUACCUUAAUCUCUGAAUUUUAAAAUGUAACACUUUGCCUAUUUUCCUACCGUUGAUGCUUUCUGGGGUGUUUUUGCCUUUCUAGUCAUGAAAUCCAGGUGCUCUGGUAUGGUUUUGAGGUGCUAGAGUCAUGAAGAGGGAGGGAGAACAAGAGUGUCGGUAACAUAGGAGUCACAUUUGAUUGUACACACUUUUUCAUGGUGGUAGGCUUUUUCAAUGUGGAUACUUGGACUACUGGCCAAGUAGUUGAGAAAGCACAUUUGUGACUAAAGAUUUAAGUUUUUUAUGGUAAAAGAUGUAUGUAAAGGGGUUUUGUUUUGGGGAAUACACUACCCCAGAAGCACCAUCGGACUGGAAAGAUUAUAGAUGGCGCCUUAUGUGUUUCUAAGGCUCUUCAUUUUGUCUUUUGCAUGCUUGUUAGAAGUAAUGGGGAGCGGGGGCAGCUGGGUGGCUCAGUUAAUCAUCUGACUUUUGGUUUUGGCUCAGGUUGUGAUCUCACAGUUUGUGGGUUCAUACUCCACAUCGGGCUCCACACUGACAGUGCAGAGCCUGCUUGCUUGGGAUUCUCUCUCCGCCCCUUCCCCACUCAGUGUGCACGCACAUGCGUGCGCUCUCAAAAUAAACAAACUUGGGGGGGAGAAGCUUCAGUAAUAAUGGGGAGGGAUUGAAAUUUUUGAAGGUUGAACAUGUUUGAGAACUUCAGUGACUUUAUUGAUUUUAUCUAAAACUUGCUUAUGAAAGUACUGAUUUUUUAUAUUUAGAUCUGUAACAAGGUCCUUUUUAGUAUUUGUGUAUUUUGUAUAUUUUAAUAAAGGCUUUACUUUUCUAUUUAGAACUUUUCUGAGAGAUUAUUCAUCCAGUAAGCAUAAGAGUAAUUUAUUUUUUGCUGUCUUUUCUAGAAAUCUAUUUUAAGCAUUAUCUUCAUCACUGGGUUUUAAGUAAACAAACCAAAAAAUGUUGGUUUGCUUUAAUCUUUAUAAAAGCAUACCACCCUUGGGGCACCUGGAUGGCUCAGUCAGUUGAAUGUCCAACUCUUGAUUUCGGCUCAGGUCAUGCUAUAACAGUUUGUGAGUUUGAGCUCCGCAUUGGGCUCUACGCUGACAGUGUGGCGAUUCUCUCUUUCCCUCUCUCACUUCCCCUCCUCUGCUCACACACUCUCUCUCUCUAAAAUAAAUAAAUAAACAUUGGGGCGCCUGGAUGGCUUAGUUGGUUAGGCAUCGGACUUCGGCUUAGGUCACGAUCUCACCGUUUCCGAGUUCCAGCCCCGCAUCGGGCUCUGUGCUGACAGCUCUGAGCCUGGAACCUGAUUCAGAUUCUGUCUCCCUCUCUCUUUCUCUCUGCCCCUCCCCUCUUCCCCCACAGUCUCUCUCUCUCAAAAAUAAAAUAAACAUUAAAAAAAAAAAUUACAAAUUAAUAAACAUGAAAAAACAAAAACCCCACACCACUCUUUACUGAGAAUCUUUGUGGGACCCCUUUGUUUGGCUAAGAAAUGAAUGAAUGGACUGUUGGGAGAAGCCAGGGGAAGUCACAGGCUCCAAAUGCCACCAGAGAUCCAUGGGUAACCUUGAGCUCAAGGAUGUCUGUAAGUGCUUCUAGUUACAGAGCCUCCUCCUGCCACAGACGUUGGCUCUUAGUUUUCUUGGUGAUGUGCACCAUCAGCCUCACUCCCUAAUUAUGUUUCACCAGAGCAUCUUUCAGCUAAAGAUUUUACUGAUGGUUCCCAGUAGAUUUCUGCCAUUCCUCCUUUGGCUUCUGCACUGCUGGCUUGUAGAGCACAGUUUGGGUCUGGGCCUUGUACCCAGUGUCUUUGUAUCCACCCCCCCCCCCCCGAAAGUCAGGGCCUUCCAUCCCUUUGCUGACCAAGGCCACACAGUCAUAUUUGUUCUCUCCCAGAAGUUCUGCCUGCAGAGAUUAACCAGCAGAGUCUACUGCUAUUUUCAAGGCUUUUUGCCAAAAUCUCUCCAAGCCAGUAAGCCUUUGACCCUAUUAACCUUCUUUGUGUGGCUUUUUCCCCCAAUUCUGACUGAAUUUGUUUGGUUUUCUAGGCAUUAUGCCAACUUAGGCAAUAGGGGGCUUGAAUAAGUUCAACAGGGAAGCAUCUUGUUCUUGACACACUGCCACAUACCAAUGUAUUCUUCACAUUUUCACUUAGGAUUUGACAAAUAAGGCAUUUUGUCCUGAAGAUAAAGCAUUUAGUCUUUGAUAUCUAAAUUUAAAUGUCUGGACCCAGGGGAAGACUGUAUAACCUGUGCUUCUGAGAGGAAGGCAGGGAAGGCGCUUUGUGUGCUGUGGUGAGCAGGGAGGGGCAGCAGGACAGCCCCAGACAGAGGCCAGAGGUGAAUUCUGUCUGCUGCAGUUCACCCGUGCCUUACAAAUCACUUGGCUUUUCACUUUUUCUAUAAAAUAAGGGUAACCCCUCUUAUUAAAUGAAGUAAUGAAGCCUGAAUGGAAUAAUGGAGAAUUUAAAAACUGUGAUCUGUGGUGUAAAUAAGAGCUAUGUCUGUGCUAGAAAGUGUAAGUUAUAAAGCAUGAUUAUAUGUGUUGUUAGUUCAGUCCUUUUGAUCCUCAAAUCAGCAGUAAGUGUAGAGAUCAUACAAGGAAACUGGGAUUCACUGUGGUAAUUGUCCCUAGUAAGGGACACCUUACAUACACCUAGUAAGAUAUGUGGGAUUCAAAGCCAUAUCAUCGGGCUCCUUGUCAGUAUUCUUUCUACAAUAGUCCUGUCUCCCUAUAUGUGAUCAUGGCAUCAGAGAGAAAAUUAGAGAGUUGAGAAUGACCCAUUGAAUCUGACAUAGCUGGGAAUUAAGUCCAAAAACUUGGCUUUAAAAAAAAAAAAAAACAUCAAUAAUAGUCCUAAAAGAACUCUUCACUGCUUAUCCUAGUAAUAGGAUGUCACAGUGCAAUAGAAAGUUAUGUCUUGCUCUCUGACACACACACACACACCUUCCUCUCAGAGAUAAGCAGGAGCACAUCUUCAAGGGUCUGUCUCAGGCUAGGUGUCCUGCUUUGUCCUUGUAUAAUAGAGGGAACGUAUGUUUUCAGCUUAAAUACUGUUUUUUUUGUCUAUCUAGCAUAUGAUGGAGUUGCCUGUUAAGAAUUUGAAACUCAAUAUUCUGAUGUCUACAGCUAAAAGAAAAAAGUAAUAUCCAGUCCAUAUAAAGUAUGAAUAGUAGUCUUCAAGCUGAUUUGCUUAUUAAUUCUACCACAAUACCAGUUUACUCUGUCAGUGUUGAUAGCAAAAAUUCUAGCAAAAGCAUUUUUACAUGGAUUUCUAUUAAAAUAAAUACGUAACUAGACAUAACAGAAUAUGUGAUAUGUGUGUGUCAUAUUUUUCUUCCACCAUACUUCUUCUUGCCCCACCACCU